UCUGAGAGUGUCUGUCAAAGCUGAAGUCUCAAAAAAGGACAUGGAAGGAGAGAUAAGAGGCAGAGAGCAGCAAUAAGAGCAGAAGUAGAAAUUGAUUGCAGUUUUGAUUGGCACAAACAAGUUGUUGUUGUUGUUGUUGUUGUUGGAGCAGAAGUAGAAUUUGUGGUUCACUGAAUAAGGGCUGUCCAUUUUUUUUUUUUUUUCUAUUGGAUUUUCAGACUCCAAUCCAUAACCAUCCAUACUCAGUGAAUUGAAGAGCAGCUGAAAUCAUACUUACUUAGUAGGGACAACCAAAGGUUAGCUAAAAUCACAGAGUUGGUAGAAAUAGGAGAUAGAAAUAGGAAUAGAAUGGGUGGGGUGACAUCAUCCAUGGCGGCCAAGUUCGCCUUUUUCCCCCCCAACCCACCCUCCUACAAGCUCCUCACCGACGACGUUACCGGGUUGCUCCUCCUCACCCCUUUUCCCCACAGGGAGAACGUGGAGGUCCUCAAACUUCCCACCCGUAAAGGGACCGAGAUAGUCGCCAUUUACGUUAGGCAUCCCGUGGCCACCUCCACCCUUCUUUACUCCCACGGCAACGCCGCCGAUCUGGGCCAGAUGUAUGAGCUUUUCAUUGAAUUAAGCAUCCACUUGCGUGUCAAUCUCUUGGGGUAUGACUACUCUGGUUAUGGACAGUCAUCAGGAAAGCCUAGUGAGCAGCAUACUUAUGCAGAUAUUGAAGCUGCAUACAAGUGUCUUGAAGAGAGUUAUGGCACCAAGCAAGAAGACGUUAUCCUUUAUGGACAGUCUGUUGGGAGUGGUCCUACUUUGGACCUUGCAGCUCGCUUGCCUCGGUUAAGAGCUGUUGUUCUGCAUAGUCCCAUUCUAUCAGGCUUAAGAGUAAUGUAUCCUGUAAAACGUUCAUAUUGGUUUGAUAUCUACAAGAACAUUGACAAAAUUCCACUGGUUACCUGUCCUGUACUUAUCAUUCACGGAACUGCAGAUGAAGUAGUUGAUUUUUCACAUGGUAAGCAGCUAUGGGAGCUCUGCAAGGAGAAAUAUGAACCGCUGUGGAUUAAAGGAGGGAACCACUGUGAUUUAGAGCUGUAUCCGGAAUAUAUCAGGCAUCUCAAGAAAUUCGUUGCAACUGUAGAGAGAUCCCCAUCACAGAGGAUCAGUUCCAGGAAAAGCACGGACCAGUUCGAACCAUCUAGGAAAAGCACGGAUGUAUUCGAGGCUUCAAGGAAGAGCACUGACAGGAGGGAAAAACCUAGGCACAGUACAGACCGGCCAGAGAAAUUGAAAAAUCAGUCAAAUAACGCUGACAAACUUGAAAAAUUGAGGAUCUCCUUCGACCAACUGGAAAGAUCUCGGAGAAGUGUAGAUUGCAUCGAGAAGUCCAGGAAAAGCAUCGAUCAUCAAUUGGAAAGGGGUCGGAAGAGUGUCGAUAGGUUAGAUAGAAUAAGAACAGGUUAAAUUUUUUCCCCCCCUUUUCUUUCUUUCUUUCUCAGAGACAAUUUUGUAAAUCUAUGUAUUGUUUGAUGGUGUGGGGCAAAGCAAAAUUUACAUAGUUGUUCUUCUUUAUGCCUUUCCCCCCUUUAUUUU
Molecule: messenger RNA, 1584 nt
Organism: Coffea eugenioides
Lineage: Eukaryota; Viridiplantae; Streptophyta; Magnoliopsida; Gentianales; Rubiaceae
Product: alpha/beta hydrolase domain-containing protein 17B-like
Exons: 5
Coding region: 349-1455 (368 amino acids)
Source: RefSeq, a predicted model, not a curated record